AACUUAAGAGGAGUCAAAGUAAGAACUAAGAAGUGACUCAUAACAGUACACUGGUACCAAAAAGAAAGAAAGAAAACCCUCAAGUUGUCGAGUGCAUAAAUCCCAAUUCCCAAAUCAGAAAGAAAAACCCUUGAAUCCAAAAUCAAAGUAAGCAAGCAUGUCGAGCAGCAAAGAAGAAGCAAGUUUAAGCUUUUCAAACCCUUGUUCAUCAGAAGCUGAUUGCGCAAGUAAUUAUCUGAUUGAUUCCUCCUCUCAAUUUAGCAGUAACAGCGCUCCUAAUAGCUUUCAGAAUGAUAAUAUCCUCUUCUAUGAUAAUGAACACCCUGACAUUGGCUUUUCUAGACCUGAUUUUCGCCAAUCGAAUUUAUUGGGUACUGUUCAAUUCUAUCGUCGGCAUCUUUUUCUUUGUUAUAAGAACCCUCCUAAUUGGCCACCUAGUAUUCAAGCUGCUGAAUUUGAUCGUUUGCCUCGUCUUCUUUCUGCUGCUUUGGCUUCUCGUAAAUCUGAUAUGAACACCGAGACCCGUCUAACAAUAUGUGAGGGACGUGAUGGAACUGAAACAUCCAACGGAGAUGUGUUAAUUUUCCCGGACAUGAUCAGAUACAGGAGAUUGACACAUUUUGACGUCGAUACUUUUGUUGAAGAAGUUCUUAUUAAAGAUGGUGAAUGGCUUCCUGGGAACCCAGAGAAGCUGAAAGGCUGGUAUAUUUUUGUAUGCUGUCAUGGGAGCCGAGAUCGUCGGUGUGGUGUGUGUGGACCUCCUUUAGUAGCUAGAUUCAAAGAAGAGGUCAAUUUGCAUGGUCUUCAAGGAAAAGUUUCCAUUAGCCCAUGCUCUCAUGUUGGUGGUCACAAAUUUGCAGGAAAUGUGAUAAUCUUUGGAUCUAGGGGCGACAGGAAAGUCACUGGACACUGGUAUGGAUAUGUUACCCCAGAUGAUGUGCCUAAUUUGCUUGAACAACAUGUUAUGAAAGGAGAAAUUGUAGAAUGGCUGUGGAGGGGUCAAAUGGGUUUAUCUGAGGAAGAGCAACAAAGAGCUCAAGAGUUGAGGCUCCAUAACAAAGAGGGAAACCAUAGACUCUCUUCAUUGGAGCUGCCAGAGAUUAAUUCUCCAGCAUGCGGUUCUCAUUCAGGAACCAACGGCUGUUGCCAGGUCCAGGUGAAAGGAAAUGGUACAUCUUGUCAACAGCUUACUUCUGUGGAAAAGGAAGAUGAUUUAGAAAUCCUUCAAGUAGAGAAAGUAGCAAGUGGGAAGAAGGGCAAAAAGGUGUUUGUACGAAAUAAUAGCUCCGCCUCCAAUGGGGUUGGAAAGAGAAAGGUGUGUGCGAUGCCUUCAUGGUUUGAGAACUGGGAGCAUGAAGAUACAUACGCAGCACUUGCAGUUGUUUGUGCUGCUCUCUCAGUUGGCAUUGCAUAUACUUGCUACAAGCAACUAUAACAAAGUCAUGUUGCAUUGUUGAAUGCCUAUGAUAUCAUAAAUUUAAGAGGAGAAUCAGAUAUCAAGAUUUGUAUUGUAAAUGUUUUAAUACUUCACUUCUUUGUAAAUAUGGGUUUCUUAUUCUUGUCUGAAUCAGAUAUGUUUUUCAAUUCAAUCAAUAUAAUCCCUUUGCCAAAAA
Molecule: messenger RNA, 1613 nt
Organism: Amaranthus tricolor (Joseph's coat)
Lineage: Eukaryota; Viridiplantae; Streptophyta; Magnoliopsida; Caryophyllales; Amaranthaceae
Exons: 5
Coding region: 158-1435 (425 amino acids)
Source: RefSeq, a predicted model, not a curated record